CUCCUUUCAAAAAAGUUUGAAGAAAAUUAGAGCAUUCGCGAAAAUUCUAGAAAGUACUAGAUUCCUCUUCAACUUCUUAUAUAAACAGGACAUGUUCUUCCCCAGCAAAGCAACCACAUUUAAAAGAUCUCGUAAACAAUCAAAUUCGCUGCUAUUUCGUCACUAUUGGCACUAAAUACCUUCUUCUUCUUUUUUCCUUUUUUUAUCUGGUCAGAACAUCAAAACAUUUGUCCUUAGGAAGAAAAAUGGCCAUGAUUCCAAGUUUCUUUGGCAACCGAAGGAACAGCAUCUUCGAUAAUCCCUUCUCCUUUGACGUAUUCGAUCCUUUUAGAGGCUUCCCUUUGUCUUCUUCAUCACUCGCCACCACGCGUAUCCCAGAAACCGCUGCUUUUGCCAGCACCAGAAUCGACUGGAAGGAAACUCCGGAAGCGCAAGUCUUCAAAGCCGACCUCCCAGGGCUUAAAAAAGAGGAAGUGAAAGUGGAGAUUGAAGAUGACAGGAUGCUUCAAAUCAGCGGAGAAAGGAAAAUAAAGAAGGAAGACAAGGACGAUGCUUGGCAUCGGAUUGAACGUAGCAGUGGGAAGUUCAUGAGGAGGUUUCGGUUGCCAGAAAAUGUGAAGAUGGAGCAGGUGAAAGCUUCCAUGGAAAAUGGGGUCCUUACUGUUACUGUUCCCAAGGAGGAAGUGAUGAAACCUGAUCUCAAAUCCAUUGAAGUUUCGUGAAACGUAAUGGGAAUACUAAGAAGCUUAUAUCUAUCUCCUUAUGGGUUCUUUGGCACAGGAGGAAUAGACUGGUGAAUGAAGGUCUUAAUUUCGCUUUACAUGAAGUUGUGGGACUUGUUCAAAGCUUUGCCCAAGUUUUAAAUUUUAGUCAAGUUUUCAGUUCUCCAUCUGUUACGCAUAGGACUCUUCUAUGGCAGCCUCCUAUUUCUGGUUUUAUUAAA
Molecule: messenger RNA, 943 nt
Organism: Gossypium arboreum
Lineage: Eukaryota; Viridiplantae; Streptophyta; Magnoliopsida; Malvales; Malvaceae
Product: 18.1 kDa class I heat shock protein-like
Exons: 2
Coding region: 246-722 (158 amino acids)
Biological process (GO): protein complex oligomerization; response to hydrogen peroxide; response to heat
Source: RefSeq, a predicted model, not a curated record